UUUCCACAGUGGCAGUGAUGGGAACCAGACGUCCGUCUCUAAAAGCUCCCCCACACUGUUAUUGCAUGAUAUGGUCAGAUAUACCGCUGCUCGCUUUGUGAUGAAGUUUCGACUUAAAAUUUACUUUAAUUUCUGUUAUUUUAAUCUGUUCUUGGCAGAGCAGACAGGUGUACACAGGACGUUGUAAGGCAAAAUAGACCCCCCAAAAAGUCUUUUUCUGAUUUAUGCCUAGUUUGCCUUAAUGACUGAGUAUUAUAUAAUGGAUAUUAUAUAUAAAAUCUAAAGGCAUUAGGAUUACUGGUGCUUUUGGAUUAGUAGAUGAAAUGAGCACACUAGUAUGUGGACAUGGCCGCCACUGUAAAGAGAUCUGACUCUAUUACCGAGUCAGAAUUGUUUACAGUGGUGGUGAUAGGAACCAGACAUCCACCUCUAAAGCCUCCCUUAAUCUACAACAAACCAUUUCACGUCAAUCCACUCUGAAUGACUUCGUUUACGUCUCUAGGACUGAAUUAUUCAGAACAUUAAAAAAAUGGAUGGAAUUCCCCUUGAACUUGCGUGGCCUUGCGUUUGGGGCUAUAAAUGAAUAAGUAUGGAGAUAGACACGUAAUCUGAUGUAGGCCUUUACUACCCUUUUGCUUUGUCACGGAGCUUAAAGCAAAUACUCUGUUGAUUUAACCAAGGGGGAAAUUGGGAGAUUGACGUAACUACUGCGCAAGCUUUGCAACGCUGGCUUUGUGGGAAAGUUGUAGGCUACAAGUCACUUCAGGAAACAAGAGCUCUUUCUGUGUAAAGCUGAGAAUGAUUGAAACUCUUAGCUCUGUCUAAACCCUGAUCAGCAGACCUCUGUUAUUUUUCCAGACCCCAUGUUGUGGUCAGUCCAAGGGAUGUUGACCCAAUUUGGCCCUUGUCCAAUCUUGGCAUGCUCAUGACCUUGGGGAUAUUGAGCAAAAGGUCAACUCGCCGACAGGUAGUAGUAACGUUAUGUGGUGGUGAAUCGCAUCAAACCUUGCUGCCUUUGUUUGCUCAGUAUCAUUUCGUGUGCAGAGUGAGACCAAAUCACUGAAAGCCAACACCACUGCAUGCUGCUUCCCACCCCUUCAUUUCAUUCCAUUUGUGAAUCAAAAUUCUGAUCACACCCCACAAAGCCAAGUCAAGCAGUGAGGUUGUCGUGUCCCAUUUCCAUCAUUUUUACAGAAAUUCGGCCAACAAAAUGCAGCGUUCGAUGAAAAUGUACUGCACGAAUGAAACGGCAGAGAAGAAACCAGCAUGUCCUGGUCUUGGUCUCCUGUACAGUUUGCUGGCCUCCGUAUUUUUCUCAGUGGCUGCUCUUCUUGUAAAGAAAAUCGAGGGCGUACAUGCUGUGGAAAUCAGUGCAUUACGAUGCCUUUUUCAGAUGUUGUUUGUUAUCCCACCUAUGAUCUACUACAAGACUGGGUUCCUGGGACCACGUGGAAUGCGAGUCUACCUGUUCCUGAGAGGAGUUCUGGGCUCCAGUGCAAUGAUCCUGCUGUACUAUGCUGUGUUCCAGAUGCCCCUAGCCGAUGCCACCGUCAUUAUGUUCAGCAACCCGGUCUUCACAGCUCUGCUGGCCUGGGUCUUCUUGAAGGAACGCUGCACCAUCUGGGAUGUAAUUUUCACAGUCUUCACGCUCACAGGGGUCAUCCUCAUAGCCAGGCCGCCUUUCAUGUUCGGCAAAGAGCUGUCGGGAAUCGAAGGCGAAUACACCAACCACAUCAAGGGCACAGUGGCUGCCUUUAGCGGGGCCAUCGGGGCAGCUUGCACUAUGGUCAUCCUGAGGAAGAUGGGCAAAAACGUCCAUUACUGCCUCUCUGUCUGGUACUAUGCGACGCUAGGGCUCAUCGAGUGUGUCGUGGCCUUGUUCAUCAUGGACGAGUGGACCAUGCCAUCCUGCGGUUGGGACAGGUGGACUUUAAUAUCCAUUGGACUUUUGGGCAUAGUCGGGCAGAUAUUCCUCACCAAAGCCCUGCAGAUUGAAAAGGCUGGUCCAGUGGCACUCAUGAGGACUAUGGACGUAGUUCUGGCUUUUGUCCUGCAGUUUCUCUUCCUCAAUCGCAAGCCAACCUGGUGGAGCGUUGGUGGGGCACUGUGUGUCAUAAGCAGUACUAGUGGGGUGGCGCUGAGGAAGUGGUAUAACAGCACCAGACAGAAAACCUGAGCUGCUUAGUUUUAAAUCUAGAUAUUAUCGUGAAUCAGAUAUGCACUAAUUAGCUUUUGGUAAUUACUAAAUAUCGGUAAUUUGGUACUAUUUUAUACCAAAGAACAAAGCAUAUGUUACCACCAUAGUGGUUUAGUUUGUUUAGGUAAACUUGAAUCACUCUUAUACACUACUUGAGGGACACAAGCAAAAAUGGUCUUUUUAAGUAGGUCUAUGUGUAUUUAUUUUUCUAAAUGAUGAUAUGCUUUAUUAUAUUUAUGAAACCAUAUUAUAAUGGACUGCUGGUCAGAAGAUUAAAAGCUGGGAGAGCAUACGGAAGCGAAAUAUGGCAUAACCUGCAUUUGCACUUGGCCAUUGACGGUGCAGGUGGCAUUACUUUUUGAGUGGCAUAGCCACUUUUAUUCAUUAAAAUAGUGACAUUUAGUUUGUCUCAUUAUCUAGAUGUUUUAUUUAAACAAGUUUGUUAGUAAGAAUGCAGCUGAUACUAUGAGCUACGAGUUCAACUGGGUAUCACGUAAUUUCACUUCAUGAACUUCAGCCUGAACCUUGUCCCAAUGUGCUAUAGGCCUACCAAAGAUUACAGGACGCAAACAUUAACUAGAUGAAAAUUGAUUUAUAGUGUUUCAUUUUUUCAUUUAACAUACUGCACAUUGAGAAGACCAAAGUACAAAUGACUUUUCCGAGGGUUUACUUGCUGUGUUUAAUUUGGAAGAUGAUCAGGAUCUCACACGUCUGUCUACGAUUGACAUGACAUGAUGGCACUUUGCACUGAUCACCUGGUCAGUCUAAACAGAAGCACUUAUAGAAAAUGCCUUGUUUUUUUUUUGGAGAAUACAUCAGUUAAUAAAUGUUGCCUGAAAGACUUUUUUUGCGAUACCAUAUCAAUUCAGAUCAACGUGGUCUACAUGUGCCCUCCAGAAGUUGAUCCCACAACUUUCUAAUAAGAUGGAUUAUUUUAAAAGAUUAGUGGAUUUUACUUUGUGUAUUUAAUAGAAACAGAAGUGAUAUUUUGUUAUACUUUCAAUUCCAGAUUAGAAGCAGAACAGCAGCUUGCCGCUUAUAUAGGUUUUAUAAUGGUGCCGCUUAUCUUUGUGUCAUUCAUCCAGGGGUGAACAUCCACACUGUCAACAGUGAUCAGUUCACGUGAGCCACUUAAGCUGUGAUAUUAACACAGCUAAAUACUGUUUUUAUAUAGUCUUAUUUAGUAAAUAAAAGAUUUAAACCCCUCAAA
This is a messenger RNA of Pygocentrus nattereri (red-bellied piranha), 3407 nucleotides long. RefSeq names its product solute carrier family 35 member G1 (gene slc35g1). The transcript is spliced from 3 exons. Lineage: Eukaryota; Metazoa; Chordata; Actinopteri; Characiformes; Serrasalmidae. The coding region runs from base 1211 to 2176 and encodes 321 amino acids. Gene Ontology annotation, cellular component: plasma membrane; endoplasmic reticulum membrane. The record is from RefSeq and is a predicted model, not a curated record. Gene Ontology annotation, biological process: calcium ion export across plasma membrane; regulation of cytosolic calcium ion concentration.